Molecule: messenger RNA, 11793 nt
Organism: Symbiodinium sp. CCMP2592
Lineage: Eukaryota; Dinophyceae; Suessiales; Symbiodiniaceae
Source: the annotation of a GenBank genome assembly
AUGGCGAGCAACCAAGUGGCAGACGAUGCCGACGAUGAGAUGGUCCAAGUGGAAGCGAAAGUCGAGGCGCAGGAGGUGCAGGUGACCAAGAACAAGAUCCCAGCUGCCUCUCUGUGCAAGCUUUUCUCCAUGAUGGACUUCGUCGAAGUCGUUGUGCUGAUCGUCGGAUGCUUGGGGGCGAUUGGGAACGGCUUGUCCCAGCCUUUGCUGUGCAUUGUUUUCGGAGACCUCAUCGAUGGCAUGGGCGAAGCCACGGGCGGGGCAGAGUCUUUCACGCCCGAGCAGAUGUUGGGUGCGAUGGACGGCAUGAUGAGCCAGAUGGAGGAAUUGUGCAUCACCAUGAUGCUAGUAGGCGUAGGCGCGACCUUUGCAGCAUUCUUGCAGGGAGCCUGCUUCAAGAUCUUCGCUGAGAAGCAGGCCUUCAAGUACCGAGUGCUCUACUUCGACACGGUGCUGCACCAGGACGUGAGCUGGUUUGACACCAGGGAGGUCGCGGCCCUGCCUGCCGAGAUCAACGACGACUUGGAGAAGAUCCAGGAUGCUUUCGGAGACAAAUUCGGAAACGGGGUGAUGGCCAUUUCCGCCUUCCUUGGCGGCUUCGGCUGUGCCUUCGGAAUGGGUUGGCUCAUCGCAUUGGUGAUGUGCUCCAUUCUGCCCUUCAUGGGCGUCGGCGCCGCCUUCAUGGGAAAAGCCGUCCAGGAGAUCCAGAACGAGUCGCAGAGCUGGUAUGCCAAGGCUUCGGCCGUGGUGGAAGAGUGCUUGAACGCCAUGCGAACCGUCGUGGCCUUCGGCGGCGAGCACCGCGAACUGAAGAAGUUCUCUGCUGCCUUGGUGGAGACGCGCCGUGGCGGGGUGAGGAACGGCUUCAAGGUCGGUGCGGGCAUGGGUUACACCAUGAUGAUCAUCUUCUUGGGAUACGGCUUGGCCUUCUGGUUCGGCAUGACCCUGCGGUACAACGAAGAGUUGAACCCAGCCACCGGAAAGUAUUGGGAGCCCGGCACGAUCAUGGCCAUCUUCUUCUGCAUCUUCAUCGGAAGCUUCAUGAUUGGCAACUUGGACCCGAGCCUUAAGGCCAUGAAGGCAGCGCAGACGGCUGCCGGUCGCUUCUUCCGCGCCCUGGAGAACAAGCCCAACAUCCAAUGCCGCCUGGAUGACAAGCGCCAGGACAUCAGCAAAAUCGAGAAGUUCGAUUUCGAGAAUGUGCACUUCACCUAUCCAGCUCGCCCCGAUGUGAAGGUCCUGAACGGGCUUUCACUUAGCAUCCAGCGUGGGCAGAAGGUCGCGGUGGUCGGUGAAUCUGGCUCGGGGAAGUCCACGGUGAUGGCUUUGCUGGAGCGGUUCUACGACCCGGACUCCGGGGCUGUGCUGGUGAACGGCCAGAACAUGACAAACUUCAAGAUCUCGGCCUUGCGGCGUUGCAUCGGCUACGUGGGCCAGGAGCCUGUUCUUUUUGCCAGCUCCAUCCGCCACAACAUCAUGCAAGGCAACCCUUCCGCCAGCAAGGAGGACUUCGUGAAGGCCUGCAAUGAUGCUCAGCUCAGCUUUGUCGACAACCUGCCCGAGAAGUACAACACCUUCGUCGGUAGCGGUGGCGGCCAGCUGUCCGGAGGUCAGAAGCAACGCAUCGCCAUUGCCAGGGCCCUUCUUAAGAAGGCGUCCUUCCUCUUCUUGGACGAGGCGACGAGUGCUCUUGACAACACCUCCGAGAAGAUGAUCCAGGCCACCAUCGACAGCAUCAGUGCGAACACGGCCGAUGGCUUGGGGAUUGUGAGCAUUGCCCACCGCCUCAGUACAGUUCGCAACUCCGACCUCAUUUACGUGCUGAGCCGUGGGACCUUGGUGGAACAUGGCAAUCAUGCGUCACUGAUGGAGAAGAAGGGCACCUACUAUGCCCUGGUUGCUGCGCAGGAAUCCUCCCACAAAGCAGAGGAUGAAGAGAAGGACGCGGCCGCCAUCAGCAACGAGCAGACUGCGCAGAACGUCGUGAGGCGCUCCUCCACGAAUUCCGGCGAGUCGGAGACCCAGCGUGUGAAGCGGGAGAAGGACGCAGAAGCGAAUCGCGAGAAAGACAUCACGAAGAAUUACAAGGUCCCCAUGAGACGAUUGCUGAGCUACAACAGGCCGGAGUGGCCUUUCUUCAUUCCUGCCAUCCUUGGUGCCAUGGUCGACGGCUCUGCGAUGCCGGUUUGCACGAUUGCUUUGGUCGGCUCUAUGAGUGGCUUCUUCAAGACAGACAAGGAGGAGAUGAGGGAGGGGGGGGGCAUUUUUAUUGAGUUCUUCAAGUAUCAAGUCAACGAGAUGCGGGCUGACCUCGAGCAAAUGGCCCUGACUUUCGUGAUCAUCGGCGUCAGUGCCUUCAUCGGGUCCACAGUCUCCCACGGCUGCUUCUCCAUCCUAGGCGAGGCCAUGACGCAACGCCUUCGCGUGGCGAUCCUCACAGGCAUGUUCCGUCAAGAGGUGGGCUUCCAUGAUGAUCCGGCCAACACCCCUGGCAUGCUGUCCAAAGCUUUGGAGCUGUGGGCCUUCCGCGUGUCGACCUUGUGCAAGUCCGUACAGGCAAAGGCCGCGGCCAUGAGUUCCUUGGUGGUAGGCCUGGUGAUUGCUUUCGUCUACUGCUGGGAGAUGUCGCUCGUGAUGUUGGGUUCCAUCCCGAUCAUGAUCGCAGCGCAGGCCAUUCAGAUGCUCGUGUUGCUUGGUGCCUCGAAGAACGAGAACGAGAACAUCACGAAUGCCAACCAGAUUGUGGUGGACUCGGUGAUGAACGCUCGGACGGUGCAGGCACUGGGUGUGGAGAAGGGCCUCGUGGGCAUGUACGUGAGCUGGGUCGAGAAGUCCUUGGUCGGCAUGUGGAGGCGCAACAUCCUUGCCGGACUGGGCUUCGGCAUCUCCAAUGGCAUCAUGUUCUUCAUCAUGGCAGGUGGCUUCUACGUCGCGUCCCUGCUGAUCAAAGAAGGCAUCGCAGACUUCGAGGGCGUGAUGAUGGCUUUCAUGGGUAUCUUCUACGCAGGCAUGGGAGCUGGCCAGGCUGCUGUGAUGGUGGGCGACGCCACGAAGGCGAAGGUCGCCUGCCACGACAUGUUCCAGCUUAUGGAUCGGGUCUCAGCGAUUGAUGGCUUGGAGCCAACUGGCGACACCCCCAAGCAGCUCGAGGCUGGGCAGAUUGAGUUCCGAGACGUGAAGUUCUUCUACCCCUUCCGCCCAGAGAUCCAGGUGCUCAAGGGUAUCACUUUCAGCAUCUCCCGGGGACAGUCAGUGGGCCUGGUGGGUCCUUCUGGUGGUGGCAAGAGCACAGUGAUGUCCUUGAUCCAGCGAUUCUAUGAUCCUCAAGAGGGUCAGGUCUUCAUCGGUGCGGACCGCGUGGCGCUGAAUUCCGUGAACAUCCGUUGGUGGCGUCGUCAGAUCGGCUUCGUGGGACAGGAGCCCAUCCUCUUCAACACCACCGUUCGCGCCAACAUCAUGUAUGGCUUGGAUGACGGGGAGACGGUCAGCGACGAGUAUGUCAGUCAGUGUGAGAAGAUGUCGAACCUGGCAUUCUUAUACAAGAACGGCAACAAGGGUUUGGAGACAGAGGUAGGGCCCCGGGGAAGCCGCCUCUCAGGUGGCCAGAAGCAGCGUGUGGCGAUCUGCAGGGCCCUGAUCCGCAAUCCGCCGGUGAUGUUGCUCGACGAGGCCACCAGUGCCCUUGACACGCAGAGCGAGGCGAUCGUCCAGAAGGCGUUGGAGGCAGCACGCGAGGGGCGCACCUCCUUCGCGAUCGCGCACCGCUUGUCCACCAUCCAAGGCUGCGACGUCAUCCUAGUGAACGCCGACGGCCGCGUCGUGGAGAAGGGAAACCACGAAGAGCUGAUGGCCAUGAAGGGGGUGUACUACAAGCUUCAGAUGCAGGUUCGAUGCGGCUCGAAGCGGUUCAAGGCUGCUCUCUUGCCGCUGGCACACCUCAACUCUCGGAUGGCGAGCAACCAGGUGGCAGACGAUGCCGACGAUGAGAUGGUCCAAGUGGAAGCGAAAGUCGAGACGCAGGAGGUGCAGGUGACCAAGAACAAGAUCCCAGCUGCCUCUCUGUGCAAGCUUUUCUCCAUGAUGGACUUCGUCGAAGUCGUUGUGCUGAUCGUCGGAUGCUUGGGGGCCAUUGGGAACGGCUUGUCCCAGCCUUUGCUGUGCAUCGUUUUCGGAGACCUCAUCGAUGGCAUGGGCGAAGCCACGGGCGGGGCAGAGUCUUUCACGCCCGAGCAGAUGUUGGGUGCGAUGGACGGCAUGAUGAGCCAGAUGGAGGAAUUGUGCAUCACCAUGAUGCUAGUAGGCGUAGGCGCGACCUUUGCAGCAUUCUUGCAGGGAGCCUGCUUCAAGAUCUUCGCUGAGAAGCAGGCCUUCAAGUACCGAGUGCUCUACUUCGACACGGUGCUGCACCAGGACGUGAGCUGGUUUGACACCAGGGAGGUCGCGGCCCUGCCUGCCGAGAUCAACGACGACUUGGAGAAGAUCCAGGAUGCUUUCGGAGACAAAUUCGGAAACGGGGUGAUGGCCAUUUCCGCCUUCCUUGGCGGCUUCGGCUGUGCCUUCGGAAUGGGUUGGCUCAUCGCAUUGGUGAUGUGCUCCAUUCUGCCCUUCAUGGGCGUCGGCGCCGCCUUCAUGGGAAAAGCCGUCCAGGAGAUCCAGAACGAGUCGCAGAGCUGGUAUGCCAAGGCUUCGGCCGUGGUGGAAGAGUGCUUGAACGCCAUGCGAACCGUCGUGGCCUUCGGCGGCGAGCACCGCGAACUGAAGAAGUUCUCUGCUGCCUUGGUGGAGACGCGCCGUGGCGGGGUGAGGAAUGGCUUCAAGGUCGGUGCGGGCAUGGGUUACACCAUGAUGAUCAUCUUCUUGGGAUACGGCUUGGCCUUCUGGUUCGGCAUGACCCUGCGGUACAAUGAAGAGUUGAACCCAGCCACCGGAAAGUAUUGGGAGCCCGGCACGAUCAUGGCCAUCUUCUUCUGCAUCUUCAUCGGAAGCUUCAUGAUUGGCAACUUGGACCCGAGCCUUAAGGCCAUGAAGGCAGCGCAGACGGCUGCCGGUCGCUUCUUCCGCGCCCUGGAGAACAAGCCCAACAUCCAAUGCCGCCUGGAUGACAAGCGCCAGGACAUCAGCAAAAUCGAGAAGUUCGAUUUCGAGAAUGUGCACUUCACCUAUCCAGCUCGCCCCGAUGUGAAGGUCCUGAACGGGCUUUCACUUAGCAUCCAGCGUGGGCAGAAGGUCGCGGUGGUCGGUGAAUCUGGCUCGGGGAAGUCCACGGUGAUGGCUUUGCUGGAGCGGUUCUACGACCCGGACUCCGGGGCUGUGCUGGUGAACGGCCAGAACAUGACAAACUUCAAGAUCUCGGCCUUGCGGCGUUGCAUCGGCUACGUGGGCCAGGAGCCUGUUCUUUUUGCCAGCUCCAUCCGCCACAACAUCAUGCAAGGCAACCCUUCCGCCAGCAAGGAGGACUUCGUGAAGGCCUGCAAUGAUGCUCAGCUCAGCUUUGUCGACAACCUGCCCGAGAAGUACAACACCUUCGUCGGUAGCGGUGGCGGCCAGCUGUCCGGAGGUCAGAAGCAACGCAUCGCCAUUGCCAGGGCCCUUCUUAAGAAGGCGUCCUUCCUCUUCUUGGACGAGGCGACGAGUGCUCUUGACAACACCUCCGAGAAGAUGAUCCAGGCCACCAUCGACAGCAUCAGUGCGAACACGGCCGAUGGCUUGGGGAUUGUGAGCAUUGCCCACCGCCUCAGUACAGUUCGCAACUCCGACCUCAUUUACGUGCUGAGCCGUGGGACCUUGGUGGAACAUGGCAAUCAUGCGUCACUGAUGGAGAAGAAGGGCACCUACUAUGCCCUGGUUGCUGCGCAGGAAUCCUCCCACAAAGCAGAGGAUGAAGAGAAGGACGCGGCCGCCAUCAGCAACGAGCAGACUGCGCAGAACGUCGUGAGGCGCUCCUCCACGAAUUCCGGCGAGUCGGAGACCCAGCGUGUGAAGCGGGAGAAGGACGCAGAAGCGAAUCGCGAGAAAGACAUCACGAAGAAUUACAAGGUCCCCAUGAGACGAUUGCUGAGCUACAACAGGCCGGAGUGGCCUUUCUUCAUUCCUGCCAUCCUUGGUGCCAUGGUCGACGGCUCUGCGAUGCCGGUUUGCACGAUUGCUUUGGUCGGCUCUAUGAGUGGCUUCUUCAAGACAGACAAGGAGGAGAUGAGGGAGGGGGGGGGCAUUUUUAUUGAGUUCUUCAAGUAUCAAGUCAACGAGAUGCGGGCUGACCUCGAGCAAAUGGCCCUGACUUUCGUGAUCAUCGGCGUCAGUGCCUUCAUCGGGUCCACAGUCUCCCACGGCUGCUUCUCCAUCCUAGGCGAGGCCAUGACGCAACGCCUUCGCGUGGCGAUCCUCACAGGCAUGUUCCGUCAAGAGGUGGGCUUCCAUGAUGAUCCGGCCAACACCCCUGGCAUGCUGUCCAAAGCUUUGGAGCUGUGGGCCUUCCGCGUGUCGACCUUGUGCAAGUCCGUACAGGCAAAGGCCGCGGCCAUGAGUUCCUUGGUGGUAGGCCUGGUGAUUGCUUUCGUCUACUGCUGGGAGAUGUCGCUCGUGAUGUUGGGUUCCAUCCCGAUCAUGAUCGCAGCGCAGGCCAUUCAGAUGCUCGUGUUGCUUGGUGCCUCGAAGAACGAGAACGAGAACAUCACGAAUGCCAACCAGAUUGUGGUGGACUCGGUGAUGAACGCUCGGACGGUGCAGGCACUGGGUGUGGAGAAGGGCCUCGUGGGCAUGUACGUGAGCUGGGUCGAGAAGUCCUUGGUCGGCAUGUGGAGGCGCAACAUCCUUGCCGGACUGGGCUUCGGCAUCUCCAAUGGCAUCAUGUUCUUCAUCAUGGCAGGUGGCUUCUACGUCGCGUCCCUGCUGAUCAAAGAAGGCAUCGCAGACUUCGAGGGCGUGAUGAUGGCUUUCAUGGGUAUCUUCUACGCAGGCAUGGGAGCUGGCCAGGCUGCUGUGAUGGUGGGCGACGCCACGAAGGCGAAGGUCGCCUGCCACGACAUGUUCCAGCUUAUGGAUCGGGUCUCAGCGAUUGAUGGCUUGGAGCCAACUGGCGACACCCCCAAGCAGCUCGAGGCUGGGCAGAUUGAGUUCCGAGACGUGAAGUUCUUCUACCCCUUCCGCCCAGAGAUCCAGGUGCUCAAGGGUAUCACUUUCAGCAUCUCCCGGGGACAGUCAGUGGGCCUGGUGGGUCCUUCUGGUGGUGGCAAGAGCACAGUGAUGUCCUUGAUCCAGCGAUUCUAUGAUCCUCAAGAGGGUCAGGUCUUCAUCGGUGCGGACCGCGUGGCGCUGAAUUCCGUGAACAUCCGUUGGUGGCGUCGUCAGAUCGGCUUCGUGGGACAGGAGCCCAUCCUCUUCAACACCACCGUUCGCGCCAACAUCAUGUAUGGCUUGGAUGACGGGGAGACGGUCAGCGACGAGUAUGUCAGUCAGUGUGAGAAGAUGUCGAACCUGGCAUUCUUAUACAAGAACGGCAACAAGGGUUUGGAGACAGAGGUAGGGCCCCGGGGAAGCCGCCUCUCAGGUGGCCAGAAGCAGCGUGUGGCGAUCUGCAGGGCCCUGAUCCGCAAUCCGCCGGUGAUGUUGCUCGACGAGGCCACCAGUGCCCUUGACACGCAGAGCGAGGCGAUCGUCCAGAAGGCGUUGGAGGCAGCACGCGAGGGGCGCACCUCCUUCGCGAUCGCGCACCGCUUGUCCACCAUCCAAGGCUGCGACGUCAUCCUAGUGAACGCCGACGGCCGCGUCGUGGAGAAGGGAAACCACGAAGAGCUGAUGGCCAUGAAGGGGGUGUACUACAAGCUUCAGAUGCAGGUUCGAUGCGGCUCGAAGCGGUUCAAGGCUGCUCUCUUGCCGCUGGCACACCUCAACUCUCGGAUGGCGAGCAACCAGGUGGCAGACGAUGCCGACGAUGAGAUGGUCCAAGUGGAAGCGAAAGUCGAGACGCAGGAGGUGCAGGUGACCAAGAACAAGAUCCCAGCUGCCUCUCUGUGCAAGCUUUUCUCCAUGAUGGACUUCGUCGAAGUCGUUGUGCUGAUCGUCGGAUGCUUGGGGGCCAUUGGGAACGGCUUGUCCCAGCCUUUGCUGUGCAUCGUUUUCGGAGACCUCAUCGAUGGCAUGGGCGAAGCCACGGGCGGGGCAGAGUCUUUCACGCCCGAGCAGAUGUUGGGUGCGAUGGACGGCAUGAUGAGCCAGAUGGAGGAAUUGUGCAUCACCAUGAUGCUAGUAGGCGUAGGCGCGACCUUUGCAGCAUUCUUGCAGGGAGCCUGCUUCAAGAUCUUCGCUGAGAAGCAGGCCUUCAAGUACCGAGUGCUCUACUUCGACACGGUGCUGCACCAGGACGUGAGCUGGUUUGACACCAGGGAGGUCGCGGCCCUGCCUGCCGAGAUCAACGACGACUUGGAGAAGAUCCAGGAUGCUUUCGGAGACAAAUUCGGAAACGGGGUGAUGGCCAUUUCCGCCUUCCUUGGCGGCUUCGGCUGUGCCUUCGGAAUGGGUUGGCUCAUCGCAUUGGUGAUGUGCUCCAUUCUGCCCUUCAUGGGCGUCGGCGCCGCCUUCAUGGGAAAAGCCGUCCAGGAGAUCCAGAACGAGUCGCAGAGCUGGUAUGCCAAGGCUUCGGCCGUGGUGGAAGAGUGCUUGAACGCCAUGCGAACCGUCGUGGCCUUCGGCGGCGAGCACCGCGAACUGAAGAAGUUCUCUGCUGCCUUGGUGGAGACGCGCCGUGGCGGGGUGAGGAAUGGCUUCAAGGUCGGUGCGGGCAUGGGUUACACCAUGAUGAUCAUCUUCUUGGGAUACGGCUUGGCCUUCUGGUUCGGCAUGACCCUGCGGUACAAUGAAGAGUUGAACCCAGCCACCGGAAAGUAUUGGGAGCCCGGCACGAUCAUGGCCAUCUUCUUCUGCAUCUUCAUCGGAAGCUUCAUGAUUGGCAACUUGGACCCGAGCCUUAAGGCCAUGAAGGCAGCGCAGACGGCUGCCGGUCGCUUCUUCCGCGCCCUGGAGAACAAGCCCAACAUCCAAUGCCGCCUGGAUGACAAGCGCCAGGACAUCAGCAAAAUCGAGAAGUUCGAUUUCGAGAAUGUGCACUUCACCUAUCCAGCUCGCCCCGAUGUGAAGGUCCUGAACGGGCUUUCACUUAGCAUCCAGCGUGGGCAGAAGGUCGCGGUGGUCGGUGAAUCUGGCUCGGGGAAGUCCACGGUGAUGGCUUUGCUGGAGCGGUUCUACGACCCGGACUCCGGGGCUGUGCUGGUGAACGGCCAGAACAUGACAAACUUCAAGAUCUCGGCCUUGCGGCGUUGCAUCGGCUACGUGGGCCAGGAGCCUGUUCUUUUUGCCAGCUCCAUCCGCCACAACAUCAUGCAAGGCAACCCUUCCGCCAGCAAGGAGGACUUCGUGAAGGCCUGCAAUGAUGCUCAGCUCAGCUUUGUCGACAACCUGCCCGAGAAGUACAACACCUUCGUCGGUAGCGGUGGCGGCCAGCUGUCCGGAGGUCAGAAGCAACGCAUCGCCAUUGCCAGGGCCCUUCUUAAGAAGGCGUCCUUCCUCUUCUUGGACGAGGCGACGAGUGCUCUUGACAACACCUCCGAGAAGAUGAUCCAGGCCACCAUCGACAGCAUCAGUGCGAACACGGCCGAUGGCUUGGGGAUUGUGAGCAUUGCCCACCGCCUCAGUACAGUUCGCAACUCCGACCUCAUUUACGUGCUGAGCCGUGGGACCUUGGUGGAACAUGGCAAUCAUGCGUCACUGAUGGAGAAGAAGGGCACCUACUAUGCCCUGGUUGCUGCGCAGGAAUCCUCCCACAAAGCAGAGGAUGAAGAGAAGGACGCGGCCGCCAUCAGCAACGAGCAGACUGCGCAGAACGUCGUGAGGCGCUCCUCCACGAAUUCCGGCGAGUCGGAGACCCAGCGUGUGAAGCGGGAGAAGGACGCAGAAGCGAAUCGCGAGAAAGACAUCACGAAGAAUUACAAGGUCCCCAUGAGACGAUUGCUGAGCUACAACAGGCCGGAGUGGCCUUUCUUCAUUCCUGCCAUCCUUGGUGCCAUGGUCGACGGCUCUGCGAUGCCGGUUUGCACGAUUGCUUUGGUCGGCUCUAUGAGUGGCUUCUUCAAGACAGACAAGGAGGAGAUGAGGGAGGGGGGGGGCAUUUUUAUUGAGUUCUUCAAGUAUCAAGUCAACGAGAUGCGGGCUGACCUCGAGCAAAUGGCCCUGACUUUCGUGAUCAUCGGCGUCAGUGCCUUCAUCGGGUCCACAGUCUCCCACGGCUGCUUCUCCAUCCUAGGCGAGGCCAUGACGCAACGCCUUCGCGUGGCGAUCCUCACAGGCAUGUUCCGUCAAGAGGUGGGCUUCCAUGAUGAUCCGGCCAACACCCCUGGCAUGCUGUCCAAAGCUUUGGAGCUGUGGGCCUUCCGCGUGUCGACCUUGUGCAAGUCCGUACAGGCAAAGGCCGCGGCCAUGAGUUCCUUGGUGGUAGGCCUGGUGAUUGCUUUCGUCUACUGCUGGGAGAUGUCGCUCGUGAUGUUGGGUUCCAUCCCGAUCAUGAUCGCAGCGCAGGCCAUUCAGAUGCUCGUGUUGCUUGGUGCCUCGAAGAACGAGAACGAGAACAUCACCAAUGCCAACCAGAUUGUGGUGGACUCGGUGAUGAACGCUCGGACGGUGCAGGCACUGGGUGUGGAGAAGGGCCUCGUGGGCAUGUACGUGAGCUGGGUCGAGAAGUCCUUGGUCGGCAUGUGGAGGCGCAACAUCCUUGCCGGACUGGGCUUCGGCAUCUCCAAUGGCAUCAUGUUCUUCAUCAUGGCAGGUGGCUUCUACGUCGCGUCCCUGCUGAUCAAAGAAGGCAUCGCAGACUUCGAGGGCGUGAUGAUGGCUUUCAUGGGUAUCUUCUACGCAGGCAUGGGAGCUGGCCAGGCUGCUGUGAUGGUGGGCGACGCCACGAAGGCGAAGGUCGCCUGCCACGACAUGUUCCAGCUUAUGGAUCGGGUCUCAGCGAUUGAUGGCUUGGAGCCAACUGGCGACACCCCCAAGCAGCUCGAGGCUGGGCAGAUUGAGUUCCGAGACGUGAAGUUCUUCUACCCCUUCCGCCCAGAGAUCCAGGUGCUCAAGGGUAUCACUUUCAGCAUCUCCCGGGGACAGUCAGUGGGCCUGGUGGGUCCUUCUGGUGGUGGCAAGAGCACAGUGAUGUCCUUGAUCCAGCGAUUCUAUGAUCCUCAAGAGGGUCAGGUCUUCAUCGGUGCGGACCGCGUGGCGCUGAAUUCCGUGAACAUCCGUUGGUGGCGUCGUCAGAUCGGCUUCGUGGGACAGGAGCCCAUCCUCUUCAACACCACCGUUCGCGCCAACAUCAUGUAUGGCUUGGAUGACGGGGAGACGGUCAGCGACGAGUAUGUCAGUCAGUGUGAGAAGAUGUCGAACCUGGCAUUCUUAUACAAGAACGGCAACAAGGGUUUGGAGACAGAGGUAGGGCCCCGGGGAAGCCGCCUCUCAGGUGGCCAGAAGCAGCGUGUGGCGAUCUGCAGGGCCCUGAUCCGCAAUCCGCCGGUGAUGUUGCUCGACGAAGCCACCAGUGCCCUUGACACGCAGAGCGAGGCGAUCGUCCAGAAGGCGUUGGAGGCAGCACGCGAGGGGCGCACCUCCUUCGCGAUCGCGCACCGCUUGUCCACCAUCCAAGGCUGCGACGUCAUCCUAGUGAACGCCGACGGCCGCGUCGUGGAGAAGGGAAACCACGAAGAGCUGAUGGCCAUGAAGGGGGUGUACUACAAGCUUCAGAUGCAGGCGCAGAAGUGA